AUGGCUUUCCUCAUCUUGCUGUUCCUGCUGCCAAGUCCCUUAGACUCGCAGGCCAGCUGUGGUAUCUCCAAAGUGACCAGCCAGCUGGAAGUCAACUGUGAAAACCAGAAGCUGACAGCACUUCCCACAGACCUGCCAGUAGACACAGGCAUCCUCCACCUGAGCAAGAACUACUUGGUUACUUUCUCUACAGCAUCCCUGGUGCGUUUCCCUCGCCUGACUCAGCUGUACCUGGAUGAAUGUGAGCUGACCAGCCUGCAGACUCCAGAGCCACUGCCACUGCUAGAGACCCUGGAUUUAUCCCACAAUAAGUUGAAAAGUCUGCCCUCCCUAGGACGGGCACUACCUGCACUCACCACCCUGGAUAUCUCCUUCAACCAGUUGACCUCACUGGCUCCUGGUGCCCUGGAAGGCCUGAGCCAACUCCAUGAGCUCUAUCUGCAAAAUAAUAAUCUGAUGAUGCUGCCCCCCAGGCUCCUGAUGCCCACACCCAGGCUAAGGAAGCUCAAUCUGGCGAGCAACAAGUUGGGUGAGCUGCCCCCUGGGCUCCUGGAAGGGCUGGAUGAACUUGAUACUCUCUACCUUCAAGGGAAUCAGUUACGUACAAUACCAAAGGGCUUCUUUGGGGACCUCCUCUUGCCUUUUGCUUUUCUCCAUGGCAACACCUGGCAUUGUGAUUGUGAGAUCCUCUACUUUCAUCGCUGGCUCCAGGACAAUUCCAACAAUGUCUACUUAUGGAAGGAGGGUGUAGAUGUCAAGGCCAUGACCCCUAAUGUGGCCAGUGUACGAUGCAUCAAUUUGGGAAAUGUACCUGUCUACACCUACCCAGGGAAAGGCUGCCCUACCCAUGGUGAUGGGGAUGACAUAGACUAUGAUGACUAUGAUGAUGUCCCUGAGCGUGAUACAGUACAUACUACAAGGACUGUGGUCAAGUUCUCUACUAACACUAAAGCCCAUAUGACCCACUGGGGCCUACUCUACUCAGAGUCUUCUGCUUCUCUAGACAGCCAAAUGCCUUCUUUGCCUCCAACCCAAGAACCCACUAAAAAUCAAUCCACAUCUCCACAUAGACAGAUCCCAGAGCUUACCACAUUCCCGGAGACCAUGGAACUCAUCACAUCCUCCUAUGGUCUAAAGGUCAGUACUAAACCUACCAUUGCCCUGACCACUCCCCCAACCACCCCAGAGCCCACCACCAACCCCCUAACCACCCCAGAGCCCUCCACCACCACCCCAACUGUCCCAGAACCCACCACUACCACCCCAAUCACCCCAGAGCCCACCACCACCACCCCAAUCACUCUAGAAACCACCACCACCACCCCAAUCACUCUAGAGCCCACCAACAACUCAACCACUCCAGAGCCCACCACCACCACCCCAACCACCCCAGAGCCCACCACCACCACCCUAACAAUCCCAGAGCCCACCACCACGUCAGAGCCCACCUCAAUUAAAACCACUUUGGAACUAUUUUUUACCACAGAACUCACUUUACUCCCUACUAUCACAACAAUCAUCCCUGAGUUUAACAGCUUCCUAACGGUUUCAGAGGUGGUUCAAGGAAACUUUGAUAGCUCAAAAAGUGACCCUUUCCUCAACUCCGACUUUUGCUGCCCCCUUUCUCUGGGCUUCUAUAUCUUGGGUCUCCUCUGGCUCCUCUUUGCCUCUGUGGUGCUCAUCCUGCUGCUGAGCUGGAUCUGGCACGUGAAACCACAUGCUCUGGACUCCGGCUGGUCUGCUGCUGUGGCCACACGCACACAAACCACACAUCUGGAGGUGCAGAGGGCAAAGCAAGUAACUGUGCCCCGAGCCUGGCUGCUCUUCCUUCAAGGGUCACUCCCCACUUUCCGUUCUAGCCUUUUUCUGUGGGUACGGCCUAAUGGCCGUGUCAGGCCUCUGGUAGCAGGGCGGCGGCCUUCAACCCUGAGUCAGGGACGUGGUCAGGACCUGUUGGGCACAGUGGGCAUUAGGUACUCUGGCCACAGCCUCUGAAGGUGAGUCCUUUGGAGACCUUGAGAAAAGUUUCAACAUACUCUACUGGGAUCUAGCUGGGGGUGGGAGAACCGCACAGUGUCACAGGGAUGUCUUAAUCACUUUUCCUCGGUCUGAAGCCUCCUCCCUCUUCACAUCCAGGUACACAACCCCAGACCUCACAAAUCAGGAGGGGUAGUGAGAUGAUAGAAUUGGGAGGGUCACAGAGCCAAGCGCCCUAAGUUGCUGAGAGCAUUGUCAGGCCACAUGGUUACUGCUAUCACUUUGGGGAAAGAAGAGAGAGAGAAAGCAAAUGGAAUAGUCUAUGGUUUCCAUGCAGUCAUAGAGAAGAAAAUCUGGAAAGUAAUUGAUCAAGAUGGGAGCACUGUCUCUGGGUUGUCAGAUCUUUUUCUGUUUAGCACCUUCUAGUUUUCUAUCAGUGUAUUCCAUUUGUAUAAUAAAAAUAUUUCUAAAAGGAAAAUGUAGCUUUCUUUUGGAACAGGAAAGAGUGGCUAGAACACCUGUUACAAGAAUUCCAAGGUCUCAGCUGCCCCCACCCUGAUCCCAAAUGCCUAGCAAACUGCUAGUCAUAGCUGAGGGUGGGAGGGUAAGGCACAGAGGUCA
Molecule: messenger RNA, 2598 nt
Organism: Nannospalax galili (Upper Galilee mountains blind mole rat)
Lineage: Eukaryota; Metazoa; Chordata; Mammalia; Rodentia; Spalacidae
Gene: Gp1ba
Product: glycoprotein Ib platelet subunit alpha
Exons: 1
Coding region: 1-1995 (664 amino acids)
Molecular function (GO): protein binding
Source: RefSeq, a predicted model, not a curated record